UGUCGUCCGUGUGUAAGAUGGAUACAACACAUGCAGUUGCAACGUCCUCUUCAGUAUUAAUAUUUUAUAGAAAUUAUUUUAUUGUUCCUCACUCCAUUUGAACUUAAAUUAAGUAUUCAGUUUUGACACAAUCAUGAUAUAAAAAUUAAUAAUAAUUUUGACCUUUCCUUCAAAGGGGUGAGUAUGUUAGAUAUGUCGGUAAACGAAAUGGAUGUCUCACUGGAGUCCAAUGCAUCUGAAUCAACUAAUUUUAGAAAUAGCCAUCAUUCUGUUAGAAUACUUGAAAAAUUACAAUCUUUACGCAAAUUGGAAACAGAUGAUGGAACAAUAGUAUUUGGGCAUAAGAAUAUUUUAGUAGCAGCUAGCCCAUAUUUUUGUUCAAUGUUUAGUACUUUUAAUGAGAGUGAUAAAGACCUAGUUAAUAUGAGAGAGUUCGAUUCUGACGUCUUACAACUAUUAGUAGAUUAUAUUUACACUGGUGAAAUUAUGGUUACAAGUGAAAAUGUUCAGGUAUUACUUCCAGCUGCAAAUAUCUUACAAUUAGACUAUGUAAAAAGUGCAUGUGCUAAGUAUUUAAAAACACAACUGGAUCCUUCAAAUUGUAUUGGUAUCAAAGCAUUUGCUGAUUUACAUAACUGUACAAAAUUGAUGUCAAGUUCUGAAGCAUUCAUUCAUAAACAGUUUUUAGAAGUGGUUAAAUGUGAUGAGUUCCUAUAUUUAUCUGUUGAAAAAGUGAUUCAGCUUAUCUCCUGUGAUGACCUUGCUGUUCCAUUUGAAGAAAAAUUAUUUGAAUGUGUUAUUAAUUGGGUAAAAUAUGAUUUGAAUUCGAGAAAAGAUUUUUUGCCAGAAUUAAUGGAACAUAUACGUUUGCCAUUAAUAGCAUCAAAGCCAGAUAUAUUAAAAAAUGUAGUUGAAGAACCUCUUCUUAAAAAUAAUCCCAAAUGUAACAAAUUUGUAUUAGAAGCUUUACAUUUUUAUCUACAAAAGUCAACUCAGCAUUUCACCAUUUCUCAUUCGGUUCGGUAUAAACCUCGACAGUUUGGCAGUUUAAAUAAAGUCAUUCUAAUGUUCUACUGGUCUGACACACUUCCAAAGUGUUAUACAGAAUGGUAUGAUCCAGCAAACAACAUACGGAGGAGUGCACCAGAAAUUAAUGACUGUCGUAGGAAAGCUGGUAUAGGCGUCAUAAGAAAUCAAUUUGUUUUUGUUAUGGGAGGCGUGAAUAGCUCAAGUUCUAAAUCUGUUAGUAUGCUUGAUGUAUCUUCACCCUCGCCAUAUUGGAUACCGAUGGUCAACAUGUUGGUUAGCCGAGCCUAUUUAGGAGUUGGUGUACUAGACGAUUAUAUAUAUGCAGUUGGUGGAUUUGAUGGUUUUGUUCCAGUAAAUAAUGCUGAGGUGUUUGAUAUCAGUACUCAAAAAUGGAGAAUGAUAGCUAGUAUGACUACUAAUAGAAGCCUUUUUGGUAUUGGUGUACUAAAUGGUUGUUUAUAUGCGGUAGGAGGUUUUGAUGGUUAUGAUAGUUUGAAGUCUGUCGAAAGUUAUGAACCCUCAAUUGACACAUGGACACCAGUUGGAGAACUAUCUGUAUGCCGUGAUAGUUUUAGUAUUGGGGUCAUGGACGGAGUUAUGUAUGUCAUCGGUGGUAUUGAUGGAUCUGAAAAUCUUAAAAGUGUCGAGGCAUAUAAACCAAGUGAUGGAGUAUGGUAUUUUAUUGCCGAUAUGCAUUUAUGUCGAAAAAAUUCAGGAGUAGUGACAUUAGAUGGUUUAUUAUAUGUUAUUGGUGGAGAAUCUGAAGAAUCAGUUGUCAAUACUAUGGAAGUAUACAACCCUAAAACCAAUACCUGGUCCAUGGGAACAUUGUCAAGAAAUGACAAUGAUGUCAUUAAUGCCAAAGUUUAUAGUGGAGUAGUCAUUAAUAGGCCACCACAUUUUAUAACUGAUUAAAAUAUAACUUUAUUAUAUUACACACUCCUCAAUACUAUCACUGCAAAAAAUAGUUAAACUAUUAUAAAUAGGUAUAAUUCAUUAUUUUCUUACCCUAAUUAGUAGUAACCACCCAUAUUUAAAAAAAAAAUAGGAAUAAUGAAGUUAUAUUAGUUUUGUUUUAUAUG
This is a messenger RNA of Acyrthosiphon pisum (pea aphid), 2111 nucleotides long. Its product is annotated as ring canal kelch homolog. Gene Ontology annotation, molecular function: protein binding. NCBI's taxonomy places the organism in Eukaryota, Metazoa, Arthropoda, Insecta, Hemiptera, Aphididae. The transcript is spliced from 10 exons. The record is from RefSeq and is a predicted model, not a curated record. Bases 184 to 1944 code for a protein of 586 amino acids.